AUGGACACGGUCCUGUUGAUUACUUUGGUCAGGAUUUCCUCGUGUAUCUGCAUGGUCCUAACGAUCACAGUGUAUCUUUAUGUAAAUAAGCUUCGAAAUCACCUCGGAAUGUGUCUUGUAUUCAUCUUAUUCUGUCGGCUUGUCUUUGACGUAUACUGGUUGUUUUACCAGUUCUAUACCGACGAAUUACUAAAACUAAAUGGCCUUUGUAGAGUCCUAGGUUACACAGCCUAUUUCUUCGUAAUGGCAGCUGAACUCUGGAGCACUGUCUUCAGUCAUAAUGUUUGGAAAGGAUUAAAAGCUGUAAAUCGUUAUAAUCCCGGAAACAUGUUCCUGGUUUACAACAUAUUUGCCUGGGGCAUGGCGGCAACCCUAACGGCACUCUGCUACAGAGUGAUUGUGUUUACCCUGACGGCCUUUCACAUUGAAAAAGUUAGGCGUGAUAUAAGGAAGUUCAACCCCAACGACGAGAGGAGGACAAAACUAAAAUCGGACAAUAAGAAUUUCCUAAUGCUUCUGCGGCUGUUUAGCAUCAUGGCCCUGACGUGGAGCUUGAAUAUACUUUAUAAGAUGACUGAGGGCGAUGCCCAGAAGACGGUCAUGUGGAUAAACUUGUACUUUGAUGCGUCGUUUGGGAUCAUAAUUUUUGUAUUAUUUAUUUUAAAGCGCAGCACGCUUCGACUCAUCUUAAAAAGGUAA
Drosophila kikkawai is the source of this 699-nucleotide messenger RNA. RefSeq names its product G-protein coupled receptor Mth-like. Lineage: Eukaryota; Metazoa; Arthropoda; Insecta; Diptera; Drosophilidae. The record is from RefSeq and is a predicted model, not a curated record.